Messenger RNA from Peronospora matthiolae, 243 nucleotides. NCBI's taxonomy places the organism in Eukaryota, Oomycota, Peronosporomycetes, Peronosporales, Peronosporaceae. The record is from the annotation of a GenBank genome assembly.
AUGUCAUACAUUCAUCGGCUAGGUCAAGUUGUCGUGGAUCACAUUACGCAGAGCAGCAGUCUAUCGCGCUGUUUUGCUGUGGUCGGCAUCGACAGCUUUGGCCUCAGCGCACAAGCUCUGGUCCCUGCUGUCCGCUUCUGGCACACAAGAAGCUGGUUGGAGCUCAGGAUGAGCCGAAACAUCGUGUUAGUUGAAGCAAUGGGUCGUGGCAAAGUUUGCUACACAAACAAGCAAGCAAUCUGA